This is a messenger RNA of Tripterygium wilfordii, 1658 nucleotides long. Its product is annotated as BAG family molecular chaperone regulator 8, chloroplastic-like. The transcript has 2 exons. Lineage: Eukaryota; Viridiplantae; Streptophyta; Magnoliopsida; Celastrales; Celastraceae. Gene Ontology annotation, molecular function: protein-folding chaperone binding. Bases 62 to 1417 code for a protein of 451 amino acids. Gene Ontology annotation, cellular component: plasmodesma. Gene Ontology annotation, biological process: protein folding. The record is from RefSeq and is a predicted model, not a curated record.
UCGCCCUUCAAAACCCUCACCAGAUCAGAGCCUAUCCUUCCUCCUCGCACAGACUUCAAAAAUGGCAUCUCACCACCAUUGUUGCCACCCAAACCCACCUCCCACCACCGCCACCACCACUUGGUGCUGCAGUUCCACCCACUGUUAUGACCAAAAACAUCAACUUGCACCACCUCAAUCACAACCUCAAGCGCCCGCAGAUCCACUCCUCCAAACCAUAGCCACACUUCUCCAGCAACAAUCACUAUCCACAUACCCCACAAAAUCCCAAACCCUCCAGAAUCCACAGCUCCAAAAGCAACAGUACGAGCAGCAAAAGACUUUCUUGAAACAACAAGAGCUGCAUAGUCAAACCCAGUCUAUUCUGUCUUCACUUCUCGAGCGAAUCAAUGUCCUUGAAUCCUCUCUCCACCGGUUGUGCACAUUUGGGUUUUAUCAUUCUCCUUCAAGUUCUGUCAGAGAUGCAGCUGCUCGGGUUAUUCAAACUCACUUCCGCGCCUUUCUCGUUCGCAGAUCAAGAACCCUUAGACAGCUCAAGGAGGUUGCUUUCAUCAGAUCGAGUUUCAACUCUCUCAAAUCCUCUGUCUCUAAUGAAACCCAUUUCAAUGUGGACGUUGUUUAUCAGCAAGCCAUGGAUUUGCUUCUUAAACUUGAUUCCAUUCAGGAUGGGGAUCCAAUGAUCAGAGAUGGGAAGAGGUCAGUUAGCAGAGAAUUGGUAAGGUUUUUAGAGUUUGUUGAUCAGUUUGCUGUGAAAAGGCAUGCAGUUUCAUUCCAGUCUAGAAAAGGACUGAAAUUGGUGCAUAAAGGAACCAAAUCUAGGAACUUGAGGAAUUCUAAUAGCACCAACAUUCAGGCUGAUAAGAAGGAAAUCAUAGACAACUUGAGGGAAAGAAUUGAAAAGAUCCAUAAUUUUACUAGGGUUUGUGAGAAUGAUGAGGAAGAGGUGGAGUUUGAAGGGUUUCACCAAGUCAUCAAUGAGGACGAUGAUGAUCACGAUAAUAAAAGCUCUAGUAGGUCUACCAUUAAUGGGAAGUCUGGAAUUCCCAAAACUCGAAAUGGGAUUUUGAUCCCGAGGAAUGGGAGUCAACUUAGAGUGAGAAAAAGUGUGAGCUUUGCUGUUAAUGGGAGUUUGUCAAGGGUUUUUGGCAAUGCUCGUGAACCAGUUUCAGGUGGGGAAGGUCUUUCCACGGAUGGGAGUGUUUCUAGUGAUGAUGAAGAAGAGGCCGUGGAAAAUAAAUUUGAAGAUUACAACGGAUUCUUUAGGGAUGCCAAGGAUAACAAAGCACACAUGGAGGAUGGAGGAUCUCUUCAGAGCAGUGAUGGAGUGAACUUCACAUUUUCCACUCCAGUGCCUGUGAAAAUGGAAAACAGAGUUGAUUUACUGAAUAAGAGGAAGGCUGGAAAAAUUGCUAUAUAAUUAGUAGGCCAUAACAUUGUGGUUGGCUUAGUCUUAGUUCAACGGCAUUGAGGCCUGUGGGAAGAACUUUUGCUUUCUGUUUAGAUCAUAAAUUUUUUCACAUUCAAUUGUUUUGCCAUUGUAGUUGUGUUAUGGGAGAUCUAUUCGUUGCCGGUGCAAAAUUUUUAUCCUGAAUUACGGUGAACAAUUUUCUGGUGUAAAUGUCUGCUGCUUGCUUUUCCAUAGGAAGUGGUUUAGCGUA